CUCCCUAUUGGGUUUAUUGGCUUAGGAAACAUGGGAGGUCACAUGGCUAGAAAUCUGCUGAAAAAGGGCUACCCAGUGAUAGCCUUUGAUGUCUCUAAAGAUUCUCUGUCAUGUCUCCAGGAAGAGGGGGCUACGGUUGCUGACUCCCCAGCUGGUGUUGCUUCCUCUGUGACCAGACUGGUGUCCAUGCUCCCAGCAAGCCAGCAGGUGCAGGAGGUGUAUGCUGGCAAACAGGGCAUCUUUAGCACAGUUCAGGCAGGGACACUACUCAUUGACUGCAGCACCAUAGAUCCAUCUGUUUCACAGCAGAUAGCCACACAAGCUGAACAACAUGGAGCUAUGUUCCUGGAUGCCCCAGUGUCAGGCGGUGUUAAUGCUGCCAGAGAUGCUGGUUUGACCUUCAUGGUUGGGGGAUCUGAGUCUAGCUUUAAUCAGGCCAAGGUCAUCCUGGACAGCAUGGGCAAAAAUGUGGUCCACUGUGGUGUUGUUGGCACAGGACAGGCUGCCAAGAUCUGCAACAAUAUGCUGUUGGCCAUCUCCAUGAUCGGCACCUCAGAGACCAUGAAUCUCGGAAUCAGGUUAGGUCUGGACCCAAAGCUGCUAGCUAGAGUUCUCAACAUGAGCUCUGGUCGCUGCUGGUCCAGUGAAGUCUAUAACCCGGUGCCAGGAGUUCUGGAUGGUGUCCCUGCCAGCAAUGGAUACAAGGGUGGAUUUGGCACAGCUCUCAUGUCAAAGGAUUUAGGUCUGGCCCAGAAUGCAGCAAUAGCUACCAAAAGUGCCACACCCCUAGGCUCACUGGCUCAUCACAUCUACAGACUGAUGUGUCAGCAUGGCCUUGGCAGCAAAGACUUCUCUUCUGCCUUUCAGUUUCUGCAGGAACAAGACAAACAUUAG
Molecule: messenger RNA, 894 nt
Organism: Candidula unifasciata
Lineage: Eukaryota; Metazoa; Mollusca; Gastropoda; Stylommatophora; Geomitridae
Source: the annotation of a GenBank genome assembly